AUGCAAAUGAAGAUUGCCCUCGAAUAUUCAUCAGUCUUGUCCGGCUCGAUACUCGAAGAAAUCGGGAUGGAUUCGGAUAGAUCAGACGAUCUCCGUAGAUUUUUAACUCCAGGUUUUAGGCACUUGAGUUGGUCAUUGGCUAUGAACUACCGUCCUCAUGUUGUACGAUCUGAAACUUGA
This is a messenger RNA of Sclerotinia sclerotiorum 1980 UF-70, 180 nucleotides long. RefSeq lists its product with no specific name. The transcript has 2 exons. The record is from RefSeq and is a predicted model, not a curated record. Bases 1 to 180 code for a protein of 59 amino acids. NCBI's taxonomy places the organism in Eukaryota, Fungi, Ascomycota, Leotiomycetes, Helotiales, Sclerotiniaceae.